AUGGCCAACAAAACUGACCUCGAAUUCACAGACCCCUGGUCCCUGUACGAAGACCGCCAAGCAGGCGUCUUUGCCUGGAUCAUUCUGGGUCUGAUGUUUGGUUACUUCAUCGGCAUGGUCUUGCGGGACAUGGUGCAAAAGACUCGCACCAGAGAGCUCCAAGAUGAGUUUCGAACGUUUGGGAAACUCAUCAAACACAUUAUUCUCCUGCCCCGCACGCUCUUCACCAAAGAUCAUCUCAUGCCCGUGUGGUACUCCUGCACCAACAUCUUCCGCCUUCCAGAGGAGCAACGUUACUGGAAAACGGAAAAGGAAGAAGACCGAGAAUUGAGAGAUUCCUCGCAGUUCAACAGCAAGAGUGUCAUCGAGCGACUUGGCGGCGGUUGGCCCAAGAAACGCUCCCAGACCAGUUCAGAGCUUGGAGGCAGCAGCCAGGACACGGACAUAGAGAUGCAGAGUCUCCCCAAUAUCACCGACCUCGCCGGAACAAACACCGGACUCCCCAAGAUCGAAAAGCUUGCUGUUGUCUUUGAGGUUCCUGAGAUCCUGUCUUCCAACAUGAACCAAAAACACCAUGGUUUCCAAACUGUUCCUCUUCACGGCCCUCGUUUUGGUACCGAUGGCCUCGCUAAUCUGACGGCCACCUUUAACUUUCAGUCCAGCAAGGACCAGGAAGAGAAGCCGACAGUUGAUGAGAAGGAGAAGGGGAAGUUGGAGCCUAGUCAAGAGGGGGUGGACGCCGAGGAGAAGAAAGAUGUCGAGAAGAAGGCCGACGCGGAGGACGUAAAAGGUAUUAAGAGUGAAGACUCGAGUACCAAGAAAGAUGGUGAAUAG
Molecule: messenger RNA, 834 nt
Organism: Fusarium pseudograminearum CS3096
Lineage: Eukaryota; Fungi; Ascomycota; Sordariomycetes; Hypocreales; Nectriaceae
Exons: 1
Coding region: 1-834 (277 amino acids)
Source: RefSeq, a predicted model, not a curated record